GUCUGGCUAUCUGAGUCAGCCGAGCAUAAAAGCUUCCCCGGGAUUCCAUAAUUCCAUUUCCCUUCGUCACUCACUCACUCAAUUCCCAUCUUAUCCACUUUCUUUCUUUAAUCGCUGCCGCUGCCGCUGCCGCCUCUUUCUUCCUGCUAACUUACCUUAAUCCCCGUGCGUAGUCAAAUGUCUGCCUGUGCCCUGAGCUUCUUCACCUGUCUUGUUUUCACUACAGUCCAUGCCACGCCCAUCCCCCUUACAGAUGUCGCAUCAUGGCGACCGUGAAUCAGAACAUGUUUGAAGCCAGUGUCACCACGGAUCGGCCCAAAGGUGCUCCGUUACUCGUUCUGCCGCUGAAUUUGAUCGCUCUCAUUAUUACCUCCCUCGAUGAUCCUGGUGAUCUCGCUCGUCUCUGUCGAACAUGCCGCGUGCUUAAUUACAUGACUCUGCCCCAGCUCUACAAGAACAUCACCUUGACCUCCUAUGACAAAAUCCGCUAUCGGGAUGACCAGCCAGAGGGUAUGGGGAGCGCCAGCCCAUUCUCCAUGGGGCUCAACGCCGUCAUCACGCGCCCGUACGCCAACCUGGUGCGAUCGUUGACGCUCCGGGGAAAUUGGCGCGAGUCGGAGCUGGAGGAGCAUGCGCGGGUGGGCCGAGUGCCGGACUCCUCGAUGAUGCUGAAUAUCGCGGUGCGGGCGGCGGUGGACAAGAUGCCGGACCUGGAGAGCUUCAGCUGGGAGCUCAACACCAAGAUGAUGGAGACGGUGUAUCUGGGGCUGGCACAAUUACCCAAACUCACUUCCUUGACUUUACGGUUUCCGUCGAGCCGCCAUCCGCGGCCGACCAUCAUCAUCCCGGCCAUCCCCCAACUCCGGUCCCUGAAGAUCACCGACAUCGAUCCACUCUGCUAUCCGGACGACAUCUCCACGCUGCUGUUCCGGUGCAGGAAGCUGCGGGAUCUGAAAUUGCACUGGUCGCCGCGCAUGCGUAUCGAGCAGGAGCCCAGCGUCAUGCUCCACGACUACUUCCGCAAGUGUAUCGCGGCGAAACGACCCUUGUCCAUCCGGAAGAUUGGGCUGCAGAAUCUGUACGCGCUGCAUACCGAGGAGUUUCAGCUUGCCUUCGCCCAGCAACCCAUGGAGGAGGUGACGAUUCUCAACGACAUAGGCUCGGAUGUCUCGAUGAACACGUUUGUGGACAGCACCUGGCCGACAGUCCCCCAGACUGAGAUCCAUAUCAAAUGUAUCCGACAAGAUGCGUUGUCGCGACGACAUGCCGACUUCAUAGGUCAUUUCACCGGUCUGGAGAAGAUGUAUUUCGUCAACGCCAGCUCCAAUCCGGGCCACGACAUCAAUUCCCCGCGACAGCCCGUCGCUGCCACGGCACUCACCCCACCACAGUCCGACACCAACGGCUCGGUGACGUACUCGUCUGCCGCAAACACCCCGGUCAACUCCCCUAGCCUGCAAGCAACUAUCCGUGACUGCUACCUGAAUAACAUCAUCUCGAACCAUGCCUCCACUCUCCGUCACCUUCUGCUCCCUGCGCGCUGGCCACUGUCGGCCAACACGAUAGCGCGCCUUGUGCACGCCAGUCCGCAACUCGAACAAUUAGGUUUCGCCGCAGACUUCUCGACCAUGGACACCUUGGGUCUACUAUUACCGUUCCUCCGCCAAUUGACCGCACUUCGCAUCCUUGUUCCCACCGGCCCAGCAUCGGAUCAAGCCCGUUCCACCCAGUCUUCGUCUAAGCUGCUGACCGGCCAGACCUCCAAACUCUUCUCCCGCACCGCCAACCCCCUCGCCUCAGCACGCACUCUGCAGGAACUCGUCGAAGCCGACGAUGAGAUUCUCAUCGAGAAAUUCAGCGCUGCCCUCGCCGAUCAACAGAUUUUCCACCGUCUGAAAGUCCUCGGCUUCGGCCGGAAAGCCUUCCUCUUAGGUAAACACUACACCAUUCCCACGGAACCGUCGAAUGGCCACGCCGUCGAGCCUCAAACCCCGAGUACCACCCGCGCCCCAAGCACUGAGGCCGGUAAGAGUCCUUCGCAGCAGCAGCAGCAGCAAUCCAAUCAUGCUACGGUACCGGAGAAAGACCUCCUCAACGGCAACCAUCAUCACAACACGUACAACGCCUCGAUCAUCCCCGCCUUCAACACCAACUACACCACCAGCAGCAACCGGCAAUCUCCACCCUCCGUCCUAGGUAAACGCAGCCGUCCGGAUGACGAAGAGACCCCACCCGCCCGCACCGUGGAGACAAUUCAGUCCCCAAUCGAAGACGAGGACGGCCUUUGUCUCCCCAAAGUCAUACGGGAUCCCCGCGGUCGCGAAUGGCGCCGCCAAGUCCGUCGGGUCGGGUGGGAAGUCCUGCAGCAUUGGGAGAUCUGGGCGUUGGACAAACAGGAGUUAUGAGGUCGUUACGGUUUUUUUUGAGUCAGUGUUUGGAUUUUACAAAAAAGGAACAUAUACCCUGGAGUUUUUUUUUUGUGUUUUGUUUAUUCCUUAUAUGGGUUUGAGAUGUAUAUUGUGGUGGUCGUUUGUGGAUAUGGAUAUGCAUGUGCGAUUGGACAGGAUAC
Molecule: messenger RNA, 2569 nt
Organism: Aspergillus fijiensis CBS 313.89
Lineage: Eukaryota; Fungi; Ascomycota; Eurotiomycetes; Eurotiales; Aspergillaceae
Exons: 2
Coding region: 264-2405 (713 amino acids)
Molecular function (GO): protein binding
Source: RefSeq, a predicted model, not a curated record